GCUGGAUGCAGGAGCCAAAUUGUGGCGAGCUAUAUUAAAAAACACGCCUUCACACCUUGCUUGAAGCUGACAUAUUUUGAGUUCCCUUACUUUCCUCACUGCAAUCUGCAUCAAAUUCGCGGAUCCAAAUACUACUCAACUCAUUUCUCUUCCUUCCGAUUUUAACUCUCCUUUGUUGUCUCCCUCGCGGCUCGCGCCACAAUGCGCUGGCCGAGCAAUAUUUGCACUUCAGUUCUCCGCUUCCUCGUCAUUGUAUUAAUAUCAGCCGUCAGAUCAGCUGAAGCCUCAAUCCACGACUACCAUGGAGAUCCAUUCCGAGAAGUCGGCAAUGCUUACCUACUCUCCGGUGGCAGCGAAGGCAUCCUCGCAUCUCAGUCCUCCCCUCCGUCGACACGCCGCGGAUUCCACUCCGCCGUUCAUGAUGGUCUCUCUUACAUCCGGUUUGAGAAUAUCACAUUUUGGAGGGGUAGAUCUGCUGCAGACCAGCACCCUGAAAUGGCAUACAGUAGUGGAUUGGUACAAGUUGUAAUUUUUGAGGCAGCUGAUCGGGAUAAUAUUGGUGGUUCGCCUUAUGGUGGGCAGAGGUCUAUUUGCUGCACCCCAGAUCUUGCAAAACUGGAAGGCUGUAAGCAAGGAGAGGUGAUUAGGAUACCUUCGGCAACUGAUAUUAACUGGCCUGUUGUUUUGAACGUGCAUUUCAGAGGAAAUUUGUUGUCUGCCCGCAUGAAAAAUAAGGAGGCCUAUAUAAGAAAGACUGGGAUGUACAACUUGUUCUUUAUCUCAUGUGAUCCAAAGCUCAAGGGAUUGAAGGUGACUGGAAGGACAUUAUGGAAAAAUCCUGAUGGAUACUUACCUGGUAGAAUGUCUCCUCUCAUGAAGUUUUAUGUGUUUAUGUCUGUUGCUUAUGCAGUCCUCAGUGCCAUAUGGUUUUUUCAGUAUGUGAGAUAUUGGAAAGAUGUUUUGCAACUUCAGCACUGCAUUGCUGUUGUUAUCGCUCUUGGAUUGCUUGAGAUGAUUUUCUGGUACUUUGAUUAUGCAUUCUUCAACAGCACUGGAACAAGACCUGCAGGAAUUACAACCUUGGUUGUAACAAUUGGAGCCAUUAGGAAGACCCUUCUUCGUCUUCUUAUUCUUUCAGUUGCAAUGGGCUUUGGUGUUGUCCGUCCUACUCUUGGCGGACUUACCACAAAGGUGCUGCUUCUCGGAAUAACUUACUUCUUGGCAUCUGAAUUGCUUAAUAUUGCCGAGUAUGUUGGAACCAUAAACGAUAUAGCAGGACGAGCUAGAGUCUUUCUGGUCCUUCCUGAUGCAUUGCUGGAUGCAUUUUUGAUCUUGUGGAUUUUUACUUCUCUUUCGAAGACAUUGGAGCAGCUACAGGCAAAAAGAAGUUCUGUAAAGUUGGAUAUCUACAGAAAAUUUUCAAAUGCAUUGGCAGUGACAGUUAUUGCUUCAGUUGCUUGGAUAUGUUAUGAGCUUUAUUUCAAAGCAACAGAUCCCUUCAACGAGAAGUGGCAGGGUGCUUGGAUUAUUACUGCCUUUUGGGACAUUCUAGCAUUCGCAUUGCUAUCUGUUAUCUGCUACCUCUGGGCACCAUCACUGAGCUGUCAACGUUACGCUUAUGCUGGUGAAAAAGGUGACGAGCUUGAUGAUGAAGAAAGUGAAGCACUGUGCAGAGAAGGUGAUAUCAGUCUAGUGAAACAGGAUAGAAAGGAAGAUAGUGACUCCUCUGACUUAGAAGACGACUGAUAGGAGGUUUAAAGUGGGGGAACUAUUGCUGUGAGUAACCAUCUGCCGCAUUCAAGGAUCACCUCAUGGUGCAACAAGCGAUAACAAAUUGGGUGUGAGGCCAACUUCUCUGACUUGAUGAAUAGUGACUUGGUGGGAUCAAUUUUUCGAUUGUAUAGAUGAAGUGUGUUGUUUGUUGCUUUGUAUCAAUUGAAAGCAUGAAAUCCUAGAGAAAGGAAGUCUUGGUGCAUCAGAAUGAUGUUAUUCAUGUAAAAGUUUUGUUGUCGCCAUUAUAGUGAGUUCAUAACAAGGUAGACCCCUGUAUACUUGCUUUUCGGAAUGAAAAGAAGGGUCUGAACAAAACACGGCCAGUUCUGAAGAA
Coffea eugenioides is the source of this 2107-nucleotide messenger RNA. Its product is annotated as transmembrane protein 87A. Gene Ontology annotation, cellular component: membrane; Golgi apparatus. Bases 202 to 1746 code for a protein of 514 amino acids. The record is from RefSeq and is a predicted model, not a curated record. Gene Ontology annotation, biological process: transport. NCBI's taxonomy places the organism in Eukaryota, Viridiplantae, Streptophyta, Magnoliopsida, Gentianales, Rubiaceae. The transcript is spliced from 5 exons.